CCUUAAGCAGGGUUCUUUGGGUCUUGAACAAUUGCUUUAAACGUAAGAUUACUUCGAAAAUGUCUGGAAGCAAGGUGAAGCUUAUGAGCUCGGACACGCAGAUGUUCGAGGUCGACGAAGAAGCUGCUUUUCAGUCCCAGACAGUUAAGAACUUGGUAGAAGAUGCUGGUACAGACGACGCCAUUCCGUUGCCAAAUGUUUCUGGCCGGAUCCUUGCCAAGGUUAUCGAGUAUUGCAAAUAUCACGUAGAGGCCGAGAAGAAGGGUGCAGACGAUAAGCCGAUGAAGACUGAAGACGAAGUGAAGCGCUGGGACGAAGAGUUUGUGAAGGUGGACCAAGCUACCCUUUUCGACCUCAUCUUGGCGGCGAACUAUCUUAACAUCAAGGGCCUUCUAGACCUUACCUGCCAAACGGUAGCGCAAAUGAUUAAGGGGAAAACACCAGAAGAAAUUCGCAAGACGUUUAACAUCAAGAACGACUUCACGCCGGAGGAGGAGGAGGAGGUCCGCCGCGAGAACCAAUGGGCGUUCGACUAAGCAUCCGUGGCAUGGCUUGGCGAGCGAGCGGCGGUACAGAGAAGGGUUCGAUGUGGGGUCUUCAGGACAGGCAAUUCCGGUCAGGCAGGGGGUUUGGCCAGGAAAGGAUGCUGGACACUUGUGUUCUCUUACGUCCGACAGUUGUCAAAAGUCGUUGGGCCCAACGCCGGCCAGGAUGAGGACGCGUGAUGAGGGUCGAGGAAGCGGGUAGUAUUAAAACGCAGCGCGUGGGCGGUACCUUUCAAAUCUGUGCAAGCUUUUACGGUAGAAGUCGUGAAGGAAGGGUGUUGCGCUCCAUGCGAAUAGUGGUUGGAAGUCAGCUCGUUUGGAUUCUAGUCGUGUGUUUGUUGAUUUCCAACCUGGACGUUUUCAACGCAAUCUUGGGCGGGGGCAUGCAGGCACUCCACAUGCCGGCCUUCUUCGCGGGAUUGUUUUUCCACAUAUGACUUGCAGGAUUUUGGCCUGGGGGAAAGGCGAUGCCGAACGUGUGUACAGACACAUUGUUUUUCGUUGUACUAUUUUACAUGACAAGGUAUUAUAGCAGACUUUUGGCGCACAGCGGAACUGGGUUGGCCAUUUAUCAACUAUGUUACAAUUGGUCGGAUGUCCUGACAUAAAACCCGCAUUCCUGCUGCACGUGUGAGACAUGACAAAACCGUUGAUUUCGCAGCGAUGCUGCGUUAAUCAUAUUGAAAGAGUUUCAUUGCCCCA
Volvox carteri f. nagariensis is the source of this 1247-nucleotide messenger RNA. RefSeq lists its product as uncharacterized. The transcript has 3 exons. Gene Ontology annotation, cellular component: nucleus; cytoplasm. NCBI's taxonomy places the organism in Eukaryota, Viridiplantae, Chlorophyta, Chlorophyceae, Chlamydomonadales, Volvocaceae. The record is from RefSeq and is a predicted model, not a curated record. Gene Ontology annotation, molecular function: cullin family protein binding. Gene Ontology annotation, biological process: SCF-dependent proteasomal ubiquitin-dependent protein catabolic process. Bases 60 to 536 code for a protein of 158 amino acids.